Messenger RNA from Truncatella angustata, 1017 nucleotides. RefSeq lists its product as uncharacterized. The record is from RefSeq and is a predicted model, not a curated record. The coding region runs from base 353 to 913 and encodes 186 amino acids. The transcript has 2 exons. NCBI's taxonomy places the organism in Eukaryota, Fungi, Ascomycota, Sordariomycetes, Amphisphaeriales, Sporocadaceae.
UUUCGAGGCAACCCUGACUAAAGUUGACAAAUGCAACCUCCCUCCUUGCCAUAUCCCAGUACCCAUGGAGAUCAGUUUCCGGGACAGUCACAUGGCAUGUUUUUGUCCAAAACUUAAUCAUGUUUCCAAAUGAGUGAUGGCGUUAAACUCCGCAGGUGGACAAGACCAGCAAAACAAAUAGUCCGGGGUAGAGCAGUAAGGGAUGUAUAUAACUCACUGUCACAACGAUCACGUUUCCCGGAGUAGUUCGGCGUACAUCUCCCCUUACCCAGCGCAACGUCUUCGGUUAUUGUAAACUGUAUUUGACACAUUCGGAUAUCCUCAAAACAUACUCCAAGAUCUAGUGAUCAAGAUGCACCACAUCACCAUGCGUCUGGCUAUUGCUUGCGUUGUGGUGAGCGCGACCGCCGCGGCUGCUGCUCCAUUCAACUUCACAGUAAACUACAAGAUCAACAACGUGGACUUCCUUGCUCGUGCCUGGUAUGGUGACGCACACCUCUAUGUCGGCCCAACCGUCCCAGCCAGCAUACACACGGCCUUCAACUUCACAAUCUCCAGCCCCAGCAGGAGCCCCCUGUACAUCGAGCCUGCCACUCCGGGGGCAAAGGUGCCGGACCAGACCUUCCUGGCCGUCAACAACGCCCCGGGGGCUUCGGAUCCCCUGUUCUUCUCAAGCAGCGCUGCCGGUCUGCCGGAGGGUGGCCUCUCCCUCUGGGCCCGGUACGCGAACCUGUUGUUCCCCAUCCUCGACGACGGCAGCAUCCAGUCGUACUUCUACCUCGGCGAGACCGAGGUCGAGGGGACGUACAUCGUCAAGUGGAAGCAGGGCGGCGUGCGGCAGCAGUCUCUAGCUACAACGACGGGACUGGGAGGACUGGGCGUGCAGCUGACUGUUCUAGACCCUACCUUGUAGAUAGGAGGGAGGGCAUCGACGGCGAUAGCAAUGUAAGCUCUGUUGCUUCAAGUUUCAUGGUAGCGGGUGGUUACAACGAUGAUUGGAAGUAGGUACGUCACUUU